Messenger RNA from Spodoptera littoralis (African cotton leafworm), 1914 nucleotides. The record is from the annotation of a GenBank genome assembly. NCBI's taxonomy places the organism in Eukaryota, Metazoa, Arthropoda, Insecta, Lepidoptera, Noctuidae.
AUGUACGAAAAAAAUUUGUUGACGUUUGACAUUUCUCCGUUUAAUGUUGCAAAUGGUGGCAUACCGGAGGCUGAGCUGCCUCAGUGUUGGUCUGACGAUGUACGGAUGAAUGCAUUAUUCGCUCCGUUCAGGAUUAAAGCUGCGAAUCCUGAAUCCUGGGAUAUGAAGAUGAAGUUUUGGUCUGAUAUGCUGCGGCAGUGGUGCAGAAGUAGGAAAGAACCUAUAGUUUCUGCUGCGGACGCGAAAAAUGUCUUUAAUCGUAAAGGUCGAACUCCCGCUUGUCUGGACAUCGUCGUCGAAGAAAUGUAUCGCAACGGAGACCUCUGUCCUCUAUCGAAAUAUCAGCAAAUUCUGCACAACGGACCUGAAGGGUGGGUCAAGUGGGGUGCUCGGCUAGCAUUCAAGCCCGCAGCUCUAGCCCUUACUGCGGUAGCUUCGUUCAUGCCUAAUAGACAGGCGGUGGACAACGAUGGGUUGCCGAAAGCCUCUAUUGAUUCAACGCAACGAUUUGUGCUGGAGAGUGCUGUUAAAGAGCAAGCAACAGAACUGCUCCAGAAAUACCCUCCUGGAGUGGAACGCAUGGGCACCAUCGAAGAAUUGAUCCGCAACUGUGAAUGGACAUAUAGCCGGGAGAUAUUUGAACUGUUACUCGGGUACCUGGUGUCUCAAGGAGCUGCCGUCAAGAAGGGGGAUGUUGUUAAACUAGCGGAACCGGACAAGAAAGUGUCACCAGUGACGGAGUCAGACGAGGCUCUGGUCAAGUUGAUGUGUGCAGAGACGAGGCUGGAGGGCGAAGCCUUACGGCUGGCGAGAGACGUCGCCACGGCACAGGCUGAGGCUAAAGCAGCGCUUAAUGUCGGAAACAAGUUGGCUGCUAAAAACCAUCUUCGCCGCAAACACAAGACUAGUCUACGUCUAGAACGUUGCAACAACGCGCUGGAGAACGUGCGACAGUUGCUGCAACAGAUGCGAGACGUACACGUCAACGUGGCUAUCGUUGAUACUUACAGAACCAGUUCAGACGCUAUGAAACGCAAUUUGAAAGAUAAUGCAUUGGAAGAGGACGCCGUACACGAUACAAUGGAUGAUUUGAAAGAGGUAAUGGACCAAUACAGCGAAGUGGAGAAGGCACUAGGCACCAACAUAGAUGACUUUGAUGCUGCGGAACUGGAGGAGGAACUGGCGGAACUCCUCGCUGGACCCGGCGCACCUGGCGGUGGCACGCCGGGCAAGGAGGAGAGGAAAGAGGCCCCAAAACUCCCAUCGCCGCCAUCUUCUAUACCAAGGCGGAAGAUAUCAGAACGAGAGUUUGUCUUUGAUGGUGAAGAACGGAUGUUGGCUGAACUGAACGAGUUGGGGUUAGAUGAUGCCAGUCCCAAGGUUAGAGAGAGAAGGGAGAGGAUCGCCGUUGCUGAAGGUGAUGCACCUCAACCGAAACCAUCCCCGAAAAUAGCGAAAGCAACCAAGGAUAAACCCUCGAAACCAUGGUAUCCACCAUCGGGGGAGUGUCUAAGAGACCCAGUAUGGUCACCCAACCACAACCAGCGACUGACUGACAUCGCGGGCAGCUUCGGGGAACUCCGCCAGGAUGAUAGGAUACAUCCAGGCCAGCAACUUGACGUAGACUUCACUAGCGCCCCUCGACUCUACAGUUCUGACUUCCAAGUUCGCGACCACAAACUACGCGCCGGAGUCUGGAUAUAUAAUAGGGACCCCAACGAUAAUCUAGACAGCUCGCUCGCUGCUAGCACUGAUUAUUACAGCACGGAAAGUCCGGGCAAGUCCACAGCCCCCACGGGCUUCCAAAUGGCCCCCGGAGGAGAGCGACGCAAGUCCACGACAGACCCCGUACACAAGGACUCCGUAGACGAACUACAGAGACGACUGGACAACCUUCGCGGCUUCAAUUUAUAA